Molecule: messenger RNA, 774 nt
Organism: Humulus lupulus (European hop)
Lineage: Eukaryota; Viridiplantae; Streptophyta; Magnoliopsida; Rosales; Cannabaceae
Product: secreted RxLR effector protein 161-like
Exons: 1
Coding region: 1-774 (257 amino acids)
Molecular function (GO): nucleic acid binding
Source: RefSeq, a predicted model, not a curated record
AUGAAGGGUGCUAAAGUUGUCAAACAGCCAUUGACAAGUCAAUAUCAGCUUACAAAUGCUGAUUGUCCUAAAACUGAGUUUGAAAGGGAAGAUAUGGCCAAGGUACCUUAUUCUAAUGCUGUUGGAGCUAUAAUGUAUCUAAUGAUUUGCACCAGGCCUAAUUUAUCACACUCGAUUAGUGCUCUAAGUAGAUACAUGGCAAAUCCCGGAAGAAUUCAUUGGGAUGCUAUGAAGAGGUUGCUGCGUUAUUUGAUUAAUACUACUAGACAUGGGUUGGUGUUCAAGCGGCAUCUUAAUCAGGUGGAAAUCAGUGGGUUUGUAGACUCGGAUUAUGCUGGAGACCGAGACACUAGAAAGUCUACUACAGCCUAUUACUUUCUAGUAAGUGGGAAUUGUGUGAGUUGGAAGUCUCAACUACAAUCUGUAGUUGCACUUUCAACUACUGAAGCUGAGUACAUGGCUGCUACUGAAGCAAUCAAAGAAGGUAUUUGGAUUCAAGGUCUUCUAAAAGAGCUACAAGUGUUCAAAGGAAAAGCUACAAUUUUUUCAGAUAGUCAAAGUGCCAUACAUUUGUGUAAGAAUCCAGUAUUUCAUGCCCGGACUAAGCAUGUGGAGAUCAAGUAUCACUUUAUUCGUGACAAGGUCACUAAAGGUGUAAUCAAUGUUGAAAAAGUCCCCACAGAAGAGAACUCUGCUGAUGCUGGAACUAAGAUAUUGCCAUUGAACAAGUUUAAUUACUGCCUAAGCUUGCUCGGAAUUGAUCAUGGAAGAUAG